Molecule: messenger RNA, 693 nt
Organism: Lachancea nothofagi CBS 11611
Lineage: Eukaryota; Fungi; Ascomycota; Saccharomycetes; Saccharomycetales; Saccharomycetaceae
Source: the annotation of a GenBank genome assembly
AUGUCUACAGCUAUCACCUCCUUGACACCCUCACAGGUGAACGAUGAGCUCAACAAAAUGCAAGCGUUUAUCAAGAAAGAAGCUGAGGAGAAAUCCAAGGAAAUCAAGUUGAAGGCCGAUCAAGAGUACGAGAUUGAAAAAACUGGCUUGGUCCGCAACGAGAUCAGCAACAUUGACUCCGCUCUUGAGGAGAAGACCAAGAAAGCCGCUUUGAAGCAGCAGGUCACCAAGUCGACCAUUGCCAACAAAAUGCGUCUCAAAGUCCUUUCUACUAGAGAACAGUUGCUGGACGACAUCUUUGAGUCCGCAAAAGCCGAGCUCAAGACUCUUUCCUCCAACAAGAAGAAAUACGAGCCUGUUUUGAAAGCCGUCAUUCUCGAAUCCCUGUACCGUCUACUUGAAUCAAGCGCUGUGAUCAAGGUCAGAGAACAAGACACCAAGCUUGUUGAGUCGUUCAAAGAUGCCGUUUUGAAGGAGUACACCGAAAAGACUGGGAGACAAACGAAGUUGUCUGUUUCUUCAGAGUAUUUGAGCAAAGACGCCGCUGGUGGUGUCGUCGUCUCUGACGAGUCCGGAAAAAUCGUUGUUGAUAACACCCUUGAGGAGAGAUUGACCAUUCUCAACGAGGAGGCUCUGCCUGUCAUCAGACUUGAGCUUUUCGGUAUUUCAGAAGGUAGAAAGUUUUUUGAUUAA